CUGCGCAGAAGCACGCAGAAGUUCAAGCACUGCGAAGCAAAGCAGCAAAGAGGGGGUUAUUCGAAGUUGGUACGUUUGGCUCGCCUCGGGGCUCGGUGAAUCGGUGUACUGGUUGCGUUUGGCUCGUUGCGUCUGUCCCAGCGUCUGCAGCCGACCGGCAUUGUAACCGAGUUAGCGUGUGAGUGAUGCCGGCUUAAUAAUGCGGACCGGGAGCGUGCUGAAACAAUGUGCGAAUUGUGAUACCGCCCUGGAUGUUCUAGUGAUAGUGCACGCGUGAGGUAACGCCAUAUAGCUGACGCAGAAGGAGCAAAGGGGUUGCAAACGUUCGAAAAACGUAAGGGCGGCCUGUUUGUAACACACAGAAGAUCUACCUAUGCGCAACGAUGCUCAGCAGCAAAACGAAACACUACCUGCACGUCUGCCUGCUCUUCACUGUGAUAAUAUUAUUCGAACUGUUCUCGGGUGGAAUCAAGCUCGGCGCCGACGAGACGUUAGAGAUCAACCCGUGGACGCGCUACGGCUAUGUAUGGACAAUAGUAUUAUACCUGCUGCGGCUUGUCACCUUCCUGCCGCUACCGCAGGUGUUGUUUAACUUCGCCGGCUUGAUACUCUACAAUGCCUUUCCGGACAAAGUCAUCCUCAAGGGCAGCCCCAUUUUGGCGCCCUUCAUUUGCAUUCGGGUGGUGACGCGCGGCGACUAUCCGCAGCUAGUGCGCACGAAUGUCAACCGCAAUAUGAACAAAUGCAUCGACGCCGGCCUGGAGAACUUCAUCAUCGAGGUGGUGACUGAUAAACCGGUGAAUGUCGAGAAUCAUCGCCGCAUACGCGAGAUUGUCGUGCCGCCCCAGUAUCGGACGAAGACGGGCGCGUUAUUCAAAGCACGCGCGCUACAAUACUGCCUCGAGGACUCGGUGAACAUCCUCGCUGAUUCCGACUGGAUCGUACACCUGGACGAGGAAACACUCCUCACGGAGAACUCAGUGAGAGGAAUUCUCAACUUUGUCAUGGAUGGCAAGCAUCAAUUCGGGCAGGGACUCAUCACGUAUGCGAAUGAAGAGGUUGUUAACUGGAUCACCACAUUAGCGGACAGUUUUCGCGUUGCUGAUGACAUGGGCAAGAUGAGAAUGCAGUUCUAUACGUUUCACAAGCCGCUGUUCAGCUGGAAAGGAUCCUAUGUGGUGACGCAGCUCGCUGCCGAGAAAGCUGUGUCGUUCGAUAAUGGCCUGGACGGAUCCGUCGCCGAAGAUUGCUUCUUUGCGAUGCGUGCGCAUAAAGAAGGCUACAGUUUCAAUUUCAUCGAGGGCGAAAUGUGGGAAAAGUCGCCGUUUACUCUCUUUGAUUUCAUCCAGCAACGCAAGCGAUGGUUGCAGGGUAUUCUACUCGUGAUACACUCGAAAGCGUUGCCUGUGCGCACGAAGUUAUUGCUCGCCAUUUCAUGCUACUCGUGGGUGACGCUGCCGUUGUGCACCUCAAAUUUGAUCCUCGCUGCGCUCUGCCCCAUCCCCUGCCCACCGCUGGUGGACUUCCUCUGCGCGUUCAUCUGCUCGGUGAACAUGUACAUGUACGUCUUCGGCGUCGUCAAGUCCUUCACGAUCGUGCGCUUUGGUAUCUGGCGAUUCAUGCUGUGCAUCAUCGGCGCGCUGCUGACGAUGCCGAUCAACAUCGUCAUUGAGAACAUUGCUGUUAUCUGGGGCGUUGUCGGCAAGAAGCACAAGUUCUACAUCGUCAACAAAAACAUUCGCCAAUUCAACGUAUGAUUUAUGUGAUACGUAUAUUAUAGAUAUUUAAUGAUGAUAUCGAUAGGAAGGGACAGUCCUUUUUUUUACUUAAAACUAGUCGCUACGUGCACUCGUUAAGAUUUGAUUUCUACUUUUUACAUGCCGAAAAAAAAACUGAUAUUUAAAAGGAAAUGAAAAGACUUUGUUUAGAUAUAUAUGUUCUGCAUUAGUUUUGUGCGAUCUGCGUAAAAAAAAAAAAGACUUAUUAUCACCAACUAUAUGCAGUCACAUGUGAUCCCUAACAAUUUAAGGUAAACUCGUCGUGUUUUGAACACGAACGCUGUGUGCUUGCGAUCUAAAGUAGACAUUGAAACGUUGCGUCAUGUGAAGAUUACUUAACCACCUAACUAAACGACUGACUUCGUGAUAGCAAGUCGCCAUCGUUUUUUAUCGAUUAUAUUAUUACACAAACACAGCACAUACCUACACACCGCGCAGUAUACUUAUGAAUAUGACCUAUCAUUAAGUCAUUGUUUUCGAUUGAAGCAUCUUUUGUUCAUGUAAUUGAUACGAGGUACAAACGCGCUUGUUUAUUGUAUGUAAGUAUCUCUACACUCUGUAUUCAUCUCCUCUAUCAGUGCAAAUACUCGCCGAUUGUCGAAUAUUUACACGCACGUAUUUGAAGAAAGGUACAAAACAGAUUUAUUUACAUUUCCGCUAGAUAUUAUAAACAAAUAAACGUGUAUUUGAUCAAAAUGAGAUUAUUUGAGAUAACUUGACGAAGAAAAUAUUGAAAAACCAGCCGGAAUAUGGAUGAGUUGAUUAAAAAUAAAAGAAGAAACAUAUUUAA
This is a messenger RNA of Dalotia coriaria, 2568 nucleotides long. RefSeq names its product beta-1,4-mannosyltransferase egh (gene egh). Gene Ontology annotation, cellular component: cytoplasm. Lineage: Eukaryota; Metazoa; Arthropoda; Insecta; Coleoptera; Staphylinidae. Gene Ontology annotation, molecular function: beta-1,4-mannosyltransferase activity. The transcript is spliced from 2 exons. The coding region runs from base 384 to 1757 and encodes 457 amino acids. The record is from RefSeq and is a predicted model, not a curated record.